AUGAGUAGAGGUCUUGUUUCUGCAGCUGGAUUAAGCUACGACUGCAUCGUCGUUGGUGGAGGAAGCGGAGGAAUUGCCUUCGCAAGAAGAGCGGCGGGUUAUGGCGCAAAAGUUGCAUUGGUAGAGCCCAAGCCAAUGGGCGGCACAUGCGUCAAUCUAGGUUGUGUGCCUAAGAAGGUCAUGUGGUACGCCGCCAAUGCCUUCGAAAGCUUGCAUGGUUUAAAACAUUUAGGCAUUGAUUUUAGUGAAUCUCCUACUUUUAAUUGGCGACGUCUUGUGGAAAAUCGGGAGAAGUACAUUAAAAGACUAAAUGGUAUUUAUGUACAAAAUCUUGAACAGUCGGAUGUUAAGCUGUAUUUCGGUUGGGCAACCCUCGAUGUUAAAGAUGAAUCUACUGACGAACACACCGUCCUUGUUAAUACAACAGAAGGAAAUGAGGAUAAAUCCUCAUCACCGCAAAGAAUAAAGGCUAAACACGUUAUUCUUGCUACUGGCAGCGAGCCGACUCCCCUCAACGUGCCUGGGGAAGAGCUUUGUAUAACAAGCAACGGUUUCUUCGGUUUACAGGAUCAGCCGAAGCGCGCUGCCGUCAUAGGAGCAGGGUAUAUAGCUGUAGAACUGUGCGGUGUCUUACAGGCCUUAGGAACAGAAACCCAUCUAUUUAUUCGUCAUAAUCGCACACUACGCAAGUUUGAUACCAUGAUUCAAGAAGAAAACCACAAAAACAUGCAAAAGCUAGGUAUACAGGUAGAAUUAACCCCAAUGGCGAUAGCAGCAGGUCGUCGUUUAGCGGAUCGUUUAUAUGGAGAGAAGAUGCAUGCAAGAGCAGAUUAUAACUUUGUUCCUUCUGUUAUUUUCUCUCAUCCUCCUAUCGCUACUGUUGGACUUACAGAAGAACAAGCAGUUAAUCAAUAUGGCAAAGAGGACAUUAAUUCCUUAAAGGAUAAGAUAUUGGGUUUACAUAUGGUGGGGUUGGGUGUAGAUGAAGUUCUCCAAGGAUUCGCAGUCGCUAUUAAGAUGGGAGCAACAAAAGCAGAUUUAGAUCGUUGUGUGGCUAUACACCCCACAGCAGCAGAAGAAGUUGUCACUCUCCGUCCUUGGGGAAUGAGCGAGCUCUAA
Messenger RNA from Eimeria maxima, 1119 nucleotides. RefSeq names its product glutathione reductase, putative. NCBI's taxonomy places the organism in Eukaryota, Apicomplexa, Conoidasida, Eucoccidiorida, Eimeriidae. Gene Ontology annotation, cellular component: mitochondrion; cytosol. The transcript is spliced from 7 exons. The record is from RefSeq and is a predicted model, not a curated record. Gene Ontology annotation, molecular function: glutathione-disulfide reductase (NADPH) activity; flavin adenine dinucleotide binding. Gene Ontology annotation, biological process: cell redox homeostasis; cellular response to oxidative stress; glutathione metabolic process. The coding region runs from base 1 to 1119 and encodes 372 amino acids.